Striga asiatica is the source of this 363-nucleotide messenger RNA. NCBI's taxonomy places the organism in Eukaryota, Viridiplantae, Streptophyta, Magnoliopsida, Lamiales, Orobanchaceae. The record is from the annotation of a GenBank genome assembly.
AUGGUGACUAAAUCAUGGUUCCGAAAUUUAUGGACAUCUUCCAAGAAAUCCAAUUCCCAAGCACACAAAUCACAGAUUGCGGUUUUGGCAUUCGAAGCCGCUAGCCUUAUUACCAAACUCCUCCACCUAUGGCAAUCUCUCACCGACAAGCAAGUCGCGAGAUUAAGAGACGAAAUAACAAAUUCAGCCGGCAUCAAAAAGCUCGUCUCGGAAAACGACGACUACAUCGGCCGGUUAAUAUGCACGGAGAUGAUGGAGAAUUUAUCCCACGUGGCACGAGCUGUCUCCAGGCUGUCGAAAAAGUGCAACGACCCUCUCUUGAGGAGCUUCGAGCAGGCCUACAACAAUCUAAUAAAAAAAUGA